AUGAAGAAGCAUUCAGUUGAGAGGCCUCAUAGAUGCCAGCAGUGUGGCAGAGAGUUUGAGUACAGAUCCCGUCUUGUAGUACACCUAAGAACUCACAAUGGAGAAAAGCCCCAUAAAUGUGAGGAGUGUGGAAAGGACUUUAACUAUAGGUCUCGUCUUCUCGUACAUCAGCGUAAACACACAGGGGUAAAGCCUCACAAGUGUAUUCAGUGUGGCAAACAGUUUGAUUACAGAUCUCACCUCCUUAGACAUCAGCGAACACAUACAUGA
Molecule: messenger RNA, 270 nt
Organism: Staurois parvus
Lineage: Eukaryota; Metazoa; Chordata; Amphibia; Anura; Ranidae
Source: the annotation of a GenBank genome assembly